Neoarius graeffei (lesser salmon catfish) is the source of this 3734-nucleotide messenger RNA. RefSeq names its product inositol polyphosphate-5-phosphatase A-like. The transcript is spliced from 16 exons. NCBI's taxonomy places the organism in Eukaryota, Metazoa, Chordata, Actinopteri, Siluriformes, Ariidae. Gene Ontology annotation, molecular function: inositol-polyphosphate 5-phosphatase activity. The record is from RefSeq and is a predicted model, not a curated record. Bases 476 to 1717 code for a protein of 413 amino acids. Gene Ontology annotation, biological process: phosphatidylinositol dephosphorylation.
AGCGGUGGUCAGAGCGCAGUCGCGCUGAUGGGCGAGACACACUUUCUCUCUCUCUGUUGGGUUUUUUUUUUUUUAUCCCUCCUCUUGCACCAAUCGCCAAGGAAACGCUCGCGCGCUGAAAUGAACCAGAGCCCGGUCUUGGGCGCGGAUUGACACGGAAACUUUUACGAUGGACACAAAGGAGUAAAAGUAGCCGCACAAGAGAGAGAGAGAGAGAGAUAAAGAGAGAGAGAGAGAGAAGGAGAAAUAUCUCCGCUCAGCUUGCAACUAGCCGCAGGGACGCAGGCGCGCGCGCAGGGUUAGAAUGCACGGUGCGGUGAGAGCCCACUGCAGCUUCUAACGGCAACGCGCGCUUUAUUCCAGCCGAGUCGGCCUCCUGAACAACAGAGCCGGGUUUCUCCUCUCCUCUCCUCUCCUCUCCUCUCCUGCUUUUCACUCGCUGCUGCUGUUUUGAACUGGUGAUAGAUACCUAAUAAUGAUGGCGGGGAAAAGGACAUCACAAGGCACGGGGAUAUUACUGGUGACGGCCAACGUCGGCUCUCUCUUCGAAGAUCCUGAAAACCUUCAGAAGACAUGGCUGCGGGAGUUCUAUCAGACGGUGCACACACACAAACCACACUUUGUGGCAUUACACUGUCAAGAAGUAGGUGGGAAGAAUUACGAGGAGUCCAUGGCACACGUGGACAGCUUCGUCAAAGAGUUACUGUCCAGCGAAGCCAUGAAGGAGUACAACAGAGCCCGUGUCUACCUCGACGAGAACUACAAGUCCCCGGAGCAUUUCACAGCACUAGGAAGUUGCUACUUUGUACACGAAUCCUUAAAAAACAUCCAUCAGUAUGAUUUCAAAGCCAAGAAGUUCAAGAAGGUGCUUGGCAAGGAGAUUUACUCAGACACUUUAGCCAGCACGUCCAUGUUGGAGAAAGAGAAGUUCCCUCAAGACUACUUUCCUGAGUGUAAAUGGUCCAGAAAAGGCUUCAUUAGGACUCGCUGGGCUUUGGGGGACUGUGCCUUUGACCUAGUGAAUAUUCAUCUGUUCCAUGAUGCCUCCAACCUGGUGGCCUGGGAAAACAGUCCUUCUGUCUACUCAGACACACGACAGAAAGCUCUCGGCUAUGUUCUGGACAGAAUCACAGACCAGCGUCACGAGAAGCUGCCAUAUUUCCUCUUUGGCGAUUUUAACUUCAGGCUGGACUCAAAGCAGGUUAUAGAGAGUCUGUGUUCUACAGCCACCAUGCAGACGGUUCGAACUGCAGACACCAAUGAAGUGGACAAGCUCAUAUUCCGAGAGUCUGACAAUGACCGCAAGGUUGUGCUACAACUCGAAAAGAAGCUUUUUAACUACAUUAACCAGGAUGUUUUCCGGGAAAACAACGGAAUGCUGCUAUUAGAGUUUGAUAAAGAGAAGACCGUCUUUAAGGAUCGUCUGCAUGAGCUGGAGAUCUCCUUUCCUCCCAGCUACCCGUACAGUGAGGACAGUAGUCAAGGGAAGCAGUACAUGAAUACACGAUGUCCUGCCUGGUGUGACCGUAUCCUCAUGUCUUCUUCUGCCAAAGACCUGGUUGUAAAGCCAGAGACCGAGGAGAAGUCAAUAACAUAUGACAAUAUAGGGCCCAAUGUCUGCAUGGGGGACCACAAGCCUGUUUUCCUGUCCUUUCGAUUAACCACAGGGGCAGGUAAACGUAAUGCAAAUAAGCACAAGUGUUGUGUCAUGCAGUGAUGUGAUAUAUGCUGCCAAAGAAUGGAGGGGAUUUCACCACAAGCAACCCUGUGAGAAACUCUGAGACAGCUGGACACACACACACUCACUCACUCUCUCACACACACUCACAGAAAACCCUGAUAAGACUUUUCAGCAGGACUGACCAGUCGUAGUGAAAUGAGUGCAAGCCAUCACACUGAUAGAAAUGGCAGCAUGUGCCCAGGGAUGAUUUAAGAUUCAAGAACACACUGAACAUCAAGCACACACACACACACACACAGGUCAAGCCGCUCUCUUCUCUCAUUGGACACUUUUCCUGCAACCCUUUUUCCCAGAACACCGACACAGUGACAAACAACUUAAAGGACAGCUCUUCUUCUAUGAUAUAGCCUUGUUGCCAAAACUCUAAUAGAAAAUCAGAUGUACUACAUAUUUUAAAGACAAUACUUGCGAUUUUUAGAUAUGCCUCUACAUUAUAGAAGAUACUUCCAUAACUUGUGUAAGAUGUUUUAAGAAGUGCAAUGCAAAAAAACAACAACAACCAACUGUUGUAUAUGUAUAGUGUUAGGUUUAUUUGUACAUUGGAUUAUUAUAUAGUGGUAAUGAUGCUUUUAGAGCUGUUUCCUUUCUCUUUUGGCGAGCUUGUGCAGUCUCUCUCUGUUGGAUUAGAUUUUUUUUUUUAAGUUCAUUUCAACAAUUGACAUUUAGUUUGCUUUCUUUCCUUUUGAUUUGUUGUUGCUGACCCGUGUGCCCAGCACACCAUGCCAUGUCUAACAUUCACCAAGUCUCAUUUUAUAUACUGUACUUUUUAAAGAGAUAAUUUAUGAUUCUUACGAAAAUGAUUACACUGAGGUAUGGAUAAAGACCUGCCACUUGUCAGCUGAACCAUUUGAAUAGCCUAGUUAUAGUUAUAUAUUACAGCACACAUCAUCUGAAGUGCACCUUUUUUUUUUUUUUUGUAGUUAUAUGAUUUUCAUGUAGCCUAUCUGAGCUAUUCUAACCAGUGUCAUAGGCCAUGCAAGUAGCUAUAUAAGGAUGUUUCAUAAAGCAGUCUCACUUUGGUUAUUGCAUUAUUAUUCUUAGCCUAACUUAUUUCUGUGUAAUAAUAUGGUUCUGAAUGUGAUAUUUUAGAUAGGCUUGGGUAUCUUUAAAAAUGUAAACAAUUUUUUUUUUUUGGUUUAAGUUUUGUUUUCCUUUUGUUACUGCGUUAUGGUGCCAAGUAUCGUACACAACAGACAAGUGUGUGUUAAGAAUUUGUGCAGUCGGUAGGAGGAAAGCGGUCGCUUUUCAGAGUCGCGCUACAAACCGCGCAGCCUACUAUUGGAGUGAACAGUGUGCCAAAAUAGCACGCGCCGCUGUUUAGAGACGCACUUCAGUGUGGUGUAGUGUGCGGUUUGGGACGCGGCCUGAGUUGCUCCGUCUGUUUCACCAUUAAUCCGCUCGCGCCGCUCGUUAGAGCUGUAAAAUGGCGAUUAGCAGGCGGCUGUGCGGCUUUUCCUCAUAUCGAUUUUAAUUUAGGACACUACAUAGUUCACAGGCCGCGUGAAACAGGUAGUUUGAUAGGCUAUUUGGAUUUCUUUCUCUCUUUUUUUUUUCUCCCCUUCAUCAUUUAAAAUCACCAUAAGUGAGAAUGAAUUUGCAGUAAAAAUUAAUGUCGUCUUAACAGUGAGUUGCUUCCCAAACAGGCGUAGUCUACUAAAUAGUGUCAAAAUAGUGUGCUAGCUAACUAAAUGUGAAAUAGCCUACUAUUUUGACAUUGCAGGCCUAUUUAUUGCAUUAAGGUGAGGUUUUGGGAGAGAAUAAGGCGUUAUAUAGAUGACACGAAUGUAUUUUGUUCGCCAGAAAACGUCGACGUGCUGUUUAGUAGUAUCCUACUAUUGAGUGCGGUAGUAUGCCAUUUUGGACACUGCUCAAUAACCUUUCCCCUUCCCGCCGGUCACGUGACGCGGUGUGUUCCCUCUGUAAGAGCAGAUAGAGAUUGAGCUCCAUGGGUGGCCUGGACUCUUCAAGCAAUAAAACCAUUAGAACUGAACAA